Messenger RNA from Microplitis demolitor, 1296 nucleotides. It is a transcript of the gene IFT46, whose product is annotated as intraflagellar transport protein 46 homolog. The record is from RefSeq and is a predicted model, not a curated record. Lineage: Eukaryota; Metazoa; Arthropoda; Insecta; Hymenoptera; Braconidae. The transcript has 3 exons. Gene Ontology annotation, cellular component: intraciliary transport particle B; motile cilium; centrosome. The coding region runs from base 217 to 1215 and encodes 332 amino acids. Gene Ontology annotation, biological process: cilium assembly; intraciliary transport.
UGCUGCGGGUUACGACAGGAUGUUGACGUCAAAAAAAAUCGAUACCGUAGCCAUGGCAACCUAAACUCAACAUUUAAAUCCCGUCUACGUGUUAUUGUUAUUUAUUUAAAACUGAAUUAACGUACACAAGUUCUUAACAAACGAUUGAUUUAGCAUUGAGGUGAAGGUGCUUAAAAAGUUUUCCACCACCGGACUUGGGGUAGUGGCUGCUCAAGAAUGGACAGUAGCAGCAGUGAAGAAGAGGAGGAAGACAAAAAGCAUUUUUCGGCAUUCAGCAAAUUCGACGAGAGCAUCGAAGUUAGAAACGCCGAAGAAAUAAAGAGUCCUGUCAGUGGCACCGAAAAGUCCUCACUCAUGAGAAAAAGUACAAAAAGUGUUUCAAACUCUUUCGAGGCCGAGGAAAUGGAACUAACCUCCCCCGACAAACGAAAUUUCCGAAGAUUUUCAAAUCAUGAAAGUACGUUUGAAAAACCAGUGAGACCAAUUGAAAGUGAUCCAUCAGACAGCGAAGAAUCUGACGACGAUGAUAUCGAAGGUACCAAAGUUAAAAAACCCGUGGAACUUUACAAUCCAAAGGAAUUUGAAAAUUUGGAAGCUUCUGCUGAAGUCAAAGAAUUAUUCCAAAAUAUCAUGAGGUACACACCCCAGAAGAUAGAGCUAAAUUAUAAAUUAGCCCCUUAUAUAAUGGACUUUAUACCGGCGGUCGGUGACAUUGAUGCCUUUAUAAAAGUACCUCGACCUGAUGGGGUAGCUGAUAAGGUCGGUUUGACGGUCCUGGAUGAGCCAUGCGCGAAUCAAUCCGAGCCCGCGGUUCUGCAUUUGCAACUGCGGAGCCAAAGUAAAAGCGCGGACUCGCGCAGAACUGCAGUGAUAAAACGCGUCGAGGACGCGGAAAAAAAUCAAAAGUCUAUUGACAGGUGGAUUGAGGACAUGGGUCUGUUACACAGAAGCAAACAUCUGCCGGCAGUAAGACUGACCAGUCCCAUGCCGGACAUCGACUCGCUGAUUCAGCAGUGGCCCCCUGACAUCGAGGACAAGCUCAGCGAAGCUCAGCUCGACUUUUCUACCCUCGACUGCGAGCUCCCGCGGGUUGUGGAUUUAGUCUGCAAUUUACUGGACAUUCCUGUAAAACCGGAAACGAGACUAGAGUCACUGCAUACCCUCUUCACUUUGUUUUUAGAAGUCAGGGAGUUCAAAGACCGCGGGACUUUUUAAUUUUACUCGUUUUAGUAUUAAUUUUUUUAUAUUAAUGUUUGUAUAUUUAUAUUUAUAUUCAAACCUGUAGUAUUAUUGAUG